CCUCUCUCUGUCCUUCCUUGCGCGUGAUCGGUGCACAGUGUGUGUGUGUGUGAGAGAAAGAAAGACACGCGCGCGCACACACACACGCGCAUACACACAGUGCAGACCUGCGCGCGGAGGUGGGCGGGGUUUGAGACACGUCUCUCUCUCUCUCUCCCGGUGUUACAGUCGGUUACAGGCGGUCAGAUAACGGAGGCGAGUGUGUGGUGGAGCAUCAGGAGCGUAAGAGCAUGUGGAGAUGGAUGUGGAUCAGUCGGAGUAUGCAGAUGACCCGUGGGUGAUCACGGCUGAACAGUUGGAUUAUUACACACAUCAGUUCCUCAGUCUGCAGCGUGACUUGACCGGGCUGAUCCUGGGCCCUGAUGCAAAGAACUUCUUCACGAAGUCGAAGCUGCCCAUCCCUGAGCUCUCUCAUAUAUGGGAGCUGAGCGAUGUGGAUCGGGACGGAGCCCUCACAUUCCCGGAAUUCUGCACGGCCUUUCACCUGGUGGUGGCGCGGAAGAACGGUUACGCACUCCCUGAUCACCUGCCGCACACACUCCUCUCAGCUUUCAGACCUCCGCCUCAGGACUCGCAGCCUCUCAUCGUUUUUGAAGACGGAGAGACUCUCAAGCACAAGGAAAUGGGCAUCACCCAGCAGGAAGUCAGAGAGGAGAAGCAUGAGCAAGAGUUCAGUCAGGAGAGAGCAGAUCAGAACCAGCCAAUACAGCAACUCAGCACUUUAAAGCCAGCUCCCCCUAGUGAGCUGGAUGUUAAUGCAAAAUCGAAAACAAGACCCAGGUCUUACUCCAGCACCUCUAUAGAUGAUGCUAUGAAGAAAUCAGAAGAGCCUCCGACUCCACCACCACGACCUCAGAAAACACACUCCCGCGCUUCAUCACUCGAUCUGAAUAAACUCCUGCAGCAGGGUGAUAAGAGCGGCUGGCUUCCUCCUCCUCCUCCUGCUCUACCACCUCGCACUCUGACCUCACAGACGCCUCACUUUCCCUCCGGGGCCGAACAAAACUCCCAGCAUGCCAUGCAGCAGCCUUACUUUGACUUUAAUAAGUGCAAAAUUCAGGAGGAUUCCACGGUGCUUUCACAAAGUCACACCCCUCAGAAACCCACACGCAGGAAACUCCCCUCGGAAUCCCAGAAUGCGAAUCAUGUGGUGGGUGUGGCUUAUCCAAACCCCGCCUCCUCAUCAGUGCCCAAACCUCAAAGCCAGAAGAGAGAGAUUCAGACGGCCAUCAGGAAGAAUAAGGAAGCGAAUGCAGUGCUGAAGCGCCUCAACAGUGAACUGCAGCAACAGUUAAAGGAGAUUCAUCUACAGAGAGUUACCUUAGAGUCUCAGCUAGACCUGCUGCGUCCAUCAGCCUCUACCUGACCUCCUAAAACACACACACAAACCCCCCCACACACACACACACACACGCACACACACACACACACACACACACACACACACUUACCCCAAGACAUAAAGGGUCCAGAUGACCAGAUGUACUUUACCACACUUUAAACAACCUUGCAACACUGGCAUUCCAUAUUGCCACACACACACACACACACACACUGUGUCAGAAAAAGGUGCAAAACCAGUAUUCCUAUUUGCAGUUUGUUUUUUGUUUUUUUUUACCUGAGUAGAGGAAGAUGAUCAGCAUCGUGACCCUGAUUAACCUUGAGAUCAGAUCGUAUUAAUAAACACAAAUCCACAAUCAGAUGUACGAGUCUGAAACUAGAGGACAUAAAGAGCACAGAUGGUUAGACAGAGGAGAAGUGGGGGGAACUGGGGGAACGAGGGGAAGCGAGGUAACCAGGAGCGCUAGAGCAGGAAUGUUAGCGUGAGCAUCAGCGAACAGAGGACCGUACUCAGAGCCAAGAUAAACAAGUGCAGUGAGGAUUUUAUAGUGACCCUGUGCACACCUGCUCUCAGGAGUCAGACGUAACUACUACACACCUAAGCGCUGUUCCUGAAGUUGUGUUGAGAGCGACUAGAUCGAAUGCUAUUGUAUACACUGACGAGGAAUAAGAGUGCACAGCAUUUACUUUCAAUUAAACCAGAUAUGUUGGUGAUCUACGAGUCUCCUCUUAGGAUCAUUACAACCAUCUGCAUCUUCUCAUUCAUACAUCAUCACGUUAGGCUUUUUACUUUUUAUCAUUGGAAGUGAAGACGGAUGCGCGGGCAGGUUAUGGGUUAUAAUGUGAGGUAAGACCAAAAUCAAUUAAAGACGUGAAACAAGAUUUUUGGUUACGAAUCAAAGAAACAACCAGGUCAGGAGCUAGACUCAAACAAAAUACAAACACUAGACAUGACGGGGAUGAUGGGUAAUGUAGUUCGCGCUUCUUUAGCGUUUACAUAUCGAUUUUAUCGUGUUGCAUGUGACAGCGAAGGAAAACACCUUAAAGCUUCCUUUUUCAGUCCACAUUUUCUAUGCUGAUUUUUUUUUUUUUUUCAGGUGUAAAGGCGAGUGUUGCUUCAGUGUUUAAAGUGUGUGUUUGUUCGUGGAUACUUCUUGAAAAAUCAGGAAAAUUUGGAGAACUACAUACAGAUGAUUUUAAUAAUUUGCAUGAAGAGACCAGAAUAUUGACAUAAACCGCUGCAGAACCUGAGUCUGAACACCAGGAACUUUCCCAAAGUAAAUACUAACCCAAAUCCUGGACUUCAUUUCUGAAUCAGAAUACGGGAAUAUUCUGGAGCGUUUACUUCAUUUAUUGUUCCUUAUGUUCUUCAUAAUAACUCCUUGGUACUUGGUUCAAGGGUUCUUUAAGGGUUUGAACUGGAAUGUGUCAUGAUUUAUUGAAUGUUCAUAAAAAUUACUCUUACUGUGAAUCUCUUUCAUACAUUUUUUACUCAUAUAAUGUUUAUUUUUAUAAAAUUCACAGAAUGAUAAACCUCAAACCAAAAUUCUUUUCUAUUCACUCUGCGUUAUCAUGACAUUAUAGCGCCCUCCUCCCACCGCCCAUCAUCUCUGUAUUUUCACUGUGCUAUAAAGAUGCAAAACAACUAAAAGCAAAAAAUAAGAUUGUGUGGUGUGUGAAAUAACCCUGUCUAUAUGCAAAAACACACUGCGGCCGCUUCACGUCCUGUUGCUGCUGAUGCUGUUACUUUUUAAUCCUGAGACAAAUUCACAUUAAACACACACACACACACACACACACACACACACUGCAACAGAACUGACUCAAUAAAAUGACGUAAUGUGUGGAAGUGAAACCUGGAACACUGUAAUCUCUCCUCUUUUGUGUGUUUAUUAUUUUAAUUUGCUGUGAAAUUUGUUUUGUAUCAGUUCUAUAAAACAUCCUGAGCUGCUUUUACAGACAAACUUAUACUUUCCUGUUUUACACUAAAUACCGAAAUCACUGCAGGUAAUAUUUUGUAAAUAAAGCUGCAGACUCCAACUUU
Messenger RNA from Clarias gariepinus (North African catfish), 3385 nucleotides. It is a transcript of the gene reps2, whose product is annotated as RALBP1 associated Eps domain containing 2. Lineage: Eukaryota; Metazoa; Chordata; Actinopteri; Siluriformes; Clariidae. The transcript is spliced from 15 exons. Gene Ontology annotation, molecular function: protein binding; calcium ion binding. Gene Ontology annotation, biological process: endosomal transport; endocytosis. Bases 239 to 1366 code for a protein of 375 amino acids. The record is from RefSeq and is a predicted model, not a curated record. Gene Ontology annotation, cellular component: cytoplasm; plasma membrane.